Molecule: messenger RNA, 788 nt
Organism: Oppiella nova
Lineage: Eukaryota; Metazoa; Arthropoda; Arachnida; Sarcoptiformes; Oppiidae
Source: the annotation of a GenBank genome assembly
AGAAGUCAAGUCCAUCUCUUUAAUGCCUACCGAACUAUGGAAGAGACGAAUAGACAAAGUCCUGAAGAGGCCAUCGCAGCCAUUAAGUUAGGACAAUUGAAUGCCUUCAUAUGGGACUCACCGCGACUGGAGUACGAGGCCGCCCAAGACUGCGAACUCGUUAUUUCGGGAGAAUUAUUUGGACGAUCGGGAUAUGGGAUUGGAUUACAAAAGAAUAGCUUUUGGACAGAAAAAGUGACGCUAGCUUUGCUUCAAAUGCAUGAAAGCGGUUCAAUGGAGGCAUUGGAUAACAAAUGGAUAUUACACUCAGAAAAAGACUGUGAUAGUGAUGCGCAACACUUUCCCUAUACCCUGGGUAUUAAGAAUAUGGCCGGAGUUUUCGUUCUGGUUUUGUCGGGAAUUGUGGUCGCAUUUGGACUCAUAGUCAUAGAGAUUGUCUAUAAGAAACGAAAAGCCCGAAAAUUAAAGCGUUUGGCUAUCGCUAAGAGGUUAGCCAUUAAAUGGAGGCUAAGGGUUCAGAAGCGGAAGUCGUUGUAUUCAAACCUGUAUUCGGCGUUUCCGGUGCUCACGAAAGAGUUGUCUCUUAAUAAAAGUUUUGAAGUCGAGUCGAGGUCUUCAACUCCGUGCGAUUCGCAGACAUUUGUGAUCCCACCGCCCCCUCCCCCUCCCGCAGCCUUUCAACGAAUGCCUCCCAACUAUACCUCAAUUCCUAAGCGAUCGGCACAACAGAAGAUAUAUGAAUACAAACAAAGACGAUCUCUCGGCUAUUAUUAGGCUAUUGUUUGUAC